AUCAUUCAUCAUUCAUGGCCUUCCCUUCCCUUUAAAACUAAAACUUCACUAAUUAGAGUUCAUAAUACAAUCCGAAGCCCCACCUACACCCAUAAUUAUUAGCCAACGUUGCUUUCUUUGUUUCAAGGCAAAAAAAAUCCUUUUUUUUUUUUUUUAAAUCAGAGACUUGUUCUGUUGUUCAUCAUAUAAUCUCCACCACCACCAUCACCCAUAACAGAGUCGGUGCGCGACGGUCUGUUUGCCGCCGGCGGAAUCUAGUAUCAGAAGCUUCUCAUUUUCUUCUAUUGCUUUCUGAGACUAAAGGAAAAUGUUUCGCCGACUCUUAUGGCGAAAAUAUUUACCGAUUAAGGAUUAGUACAUUAAUUGCAAUUGGCUCUGCAAUGAAGUGGAUGUAGCUAUCUGAAGAAACGACGUUGCAGAAUGCUGUGCAGGAAGGGUCUCCGGAACUGCGAAUCAGGAUCGGUGCCGGUGUACCUCAAUGUGUACGAUCUGACGCCGAUCAACGGCUACGCUUACUGGUUCGGCCUUGGAGUCUACCAUUCCGGCGUUCAAGUUCAUGGUGUGGAGUACGCAUUUGGAGCUCACGAGUACUCGUCGACGGGGAUAUUCGAAGGAGAACCAAGACGGUGCGAGGGUUUCGCGUUUCGGACGACGAUACUGAUCGGAAAGACGGAGAAGGGAGAGGAAGCGGUAAGGAGUGUGAUGGAAGAGCUCGCCGGAGAGUACAGAGGGAAUGCGUACAAUCUCAUCACCAAGAAUUGCAACCAUUUCUGCAACGAUGCUUGCCUGAAACUCACCGGCAAACCUAUUCCCAGUUGGAUCAAUCGACUUGCCAAAAUCGGGUUCUUGUGCAAGUGUGUUCUUCCAGUGGCUAUAAACUCAACCAGAGUUAGGCAUCACAGAAUUGAAGACAAACACUGUGAAGAGAAGCAAGAAGCAGCAUCAUCAUCAUCAUCAACCAGUGUCCCUCUAAAAACAUCCGAUAAAAUUAUAACCAUACAGAUGCAGAGAUCAUCAUCAACAAGUGAGACAAAUAACAACAACAAGGUGGCACUUUCAAAUUCAACAUCUUCUCCACCAUCACCUUCCCUGGCUUCUUCUACCUCCUCUGCAAUAACCAGACCUGACCUUCCUCAACCUUCUUCACCUGUGAUUAUUGAGCCUUCUCCAUCUCCAUGUCCAAACUCUGAACAUUAGAUUCCCCCCCCCCCUUUUGGGUUUUGAUUUUCUGAAGUUGCUUUGAUGAAGAGAGCAAAAGAUUAGAGUUUCAAAUGAAAAAUGUAAUUGCCAUUCUUUUCAUUAUCCAAUUCCAAAUGUAAAAACUGGUAUCUGAAGAAAGCUGGCAGGAGACCUGGGGCCGAUAAUGUGCUUGUAUGUGUUCUAUUAUUGCCUCAUCUUGUGUUGGAUUUGGGUGUAAGACUGCUUUAGAAUUUGUCAAAAAACUGUAUUAUUUCAGAUUGAGAUACUCAAUCAAGAACAACUACUUAAGUUUGAUUUGCUUCACACAGUUUUUCCUAAUGGAA
Messenger RNA from Prosopis cineraria, 1523 nucleotides. Its product is annotated as deSI-like protein At4g17486. The transcript is spliced from 3 exons. The record is from RefSeq and is a predicted model, not a curated record. Gene Ontology annotation, biological process: protein deubiquitination. Bases 421 to 1197 code for a protein of 258 amino acids. Gene Ontology annotation, molecular function: deubiquitinase activity. NCBI's taxonomy places the organism in Eukaryota, Viridiplantae, Streptophyta, Magnoliopsida, Fabales, Fabaceae.